Molecule: messenger RNA, 1346 nt
Organism: Heterobasidion irregulare TC 32-1
Lineage: Eukaryota; Fungi; Basidiomycota; Agaricomycetes; Russulales; Bondarzewiaceae
Exons: 6
Coding region: 1-1158 (385 amino acids)
Cellular component (GO): cytoplasm
Molecular function (GO): 2-oxoglutarate-dependent dioxygenase activity
Source: RefSeq, a predicted model, not a curated record
AUGGCGACAACCGUUGAGACAAUAACCCAAAACCUUCCAGCGCUUGCGCUUAUCCCUUCAGAUCAUGCUGGAGAAGCACGGGCUCCUUCAUCAUCCGAGACAGAAAUCCAAAGAUCUUAUCGCUACACCCAUCUUCUUCCUCACUUCUCUCCUGAAACAUAUCCGCCAUUAGAGCCCUUUGAGCAUUUGGAUCCUGGAUUCCGUGCACUGUCUCAUCCGAACCCUACCUCCUUCUUGAAUGAUGCUUCGGCUGUGACCGAGUUGACACCGAAUCUGGGGACUGAAAUUCAUGGCAUCAGCCUAGCCCGAUUGGAUGCCGACGCUAGGGACCAACUUGCACUCCUAGUGAGCUCUGUUUCGAAUUUAGUUGCCAGGAGAGGUCUCGUCGUCUUCAGGGGUCAACAAGAAUUUAUCGACAGAGGUCCAGACUCCUACUUGGAAUGGGGGAGGCACUUCGGACGCCUUCACGUUCAUCCUACAUCAGGACAUCCUCAAGGAUAUCCCGAGCUGCAUCUCGUUUUCAAGGAAGCAAACACCACCUUCAACUUUGAGAGGGACGAGAGCAUCACAUCCACUCUCUGGCACUCUGACGUCUCGUAUGAGCUGCAACCUCCCGGACUCACCACGUUCUUUUUGGUCUCCCAGCCUUCGACUGGUGGGGAUACACUCUUCAUUUCUCAGGUAGCGGCCUUGAAAAAGCUUUCGCUCCCAUUUGUCGCAUUCCUGCGUACAUUGAAGGCCAUCCACUCGGGAGUCGAGCAGGCCAACUUCUCGCGUGCAGGUCGGAGAGGUGGAAUUGUGAGGCGUGAGCCUGUCGAAAAUGCCCAUCCCAUCGUCCGCCGGCAUCCUGUAACGGGUGAAGAGGCAUUGUAUAUCAAUCGCCAAUUCACGCGUCGCAUUGUUGGUCUCAAACGCGAGGAAUCGGGCAAGCGAUACAACCUCCUCGAAUUCCUGUUCUCGCAUAUUGACAAGGCUGGCGAUCUCCAAGCCCGCGUUAAGUGGAGCCCUAAUACCGUUGUUCUCUGGGAUAAUCGGGUCACUGCACAUUCCGCUAUAGUGGAUUACGGAGAGUCUAAGGAGCGCCGCCACGGUGCCAGAAUCACCCCUCAAGCGGAGAGACCGAUUCCUGCGCAAGAAGGUUUGAAUCUGGACGUCUAGGUAGACAUACGGCUUGAUGAUUCGAAGGGAGCGUGUGAUUGUCUAUAGCAGCUGGAAGGAUGAAGCUUCUGUAUAGUUAAAUUUGUACGAAAGUCGUUGAACGUUCUUUGUCGUCGAAAUCACUGUUAGCUGCAAGCUUCAAUUCCCUUUUAUGGGUUGGCGAAGGCAAUACACAGUCAAUACACGUC